CCUGUCUCUUUAAAUGUUGGAGAAACAAUCCUCUCAAUUCUGCUUUUCAGGGAAAGUAAUUACUGCCAAAAGUAGCUUCACAUCGCACCUUGCUAUGUCAUCCCACUAAGGGAUUCACUCCAGUUCGUGCCACAAGCACUUUUUGCUUGCCUUUCACUUCCUCCAUCCCAUGGAGACUGACAUUUCUCUUUUUCCACCGGCUUAUCUUUUAAAAACAAGGUUAUCGAGCCUGUCCAUUCGCAGCCUAGUCACCUUUCAUCAAAAGGAGUGAGAUAACCUUUUGGCUGAGUACUAUUGCAAGGGCUUUAUCAACACCAUCCACAGAACCCAGGCAAUUUACAUAACUGGAAGUCAGAUUCCAAAAUGUCAUGGUUCCCUCUGCAUGGUGCUGUUAAUGUAUCCCUCGGGUUCCUUUGCCUCCUGUUUGCCUCCAGCUUGGCUGAAAGCGUGAAAGGAGAAAGCAAGAAAGUGGCAGUGCUGGCAACUGCAGAGUUGCCUGCUAAAUCGGUUGAUCUGGCAGCGAUUAACCUGACUGAAUUGGUAAAUGGGAUGCUAAACACAGCUCUCAAAGGCAGCAAAAAGUUCUUCUCAUUGCUGAGCAUCACAUCUUACAGCUCGUAUGCCUUCCAUAAGGUUUCCAUAGUCGUCUACAACAUAUCCAACCUGAAGAAUAUUGACCCCACCAAAUUCCCCAUGAGGUACUGCUAUUGCUUGAACAACAGGACAAAUGACUUAACAGAUUUUACCGCUUUGCUAGUUGAUAUUGUUGGCAACUCCACCGAUUCCCUUAAAGAAAUUUUCAAGUCUACCUCUAUUGUGUCAGUGAGCCAAGGAAAUGACACGGACUGCAUCUAUAUUUGUGUCAUGUCAGGCCGCACAGGAAGAAACCUGUCCGAUUUGUGGGAAGCCAUUGAAAAGUCACCGUUUAUUAAUUACACUUUUUCAGGAAAUGUGUCAGACCUUCUGGGUUUAGAUUUGAUUCUCCCUGGCCUGGUUCCUUUAUGGGAAGAUGAUGACAAGGUCUUAGGUGAUGCUGCAAAAGACACAUGGACAUUUAAAACUACAAAGAUACCUAGGUGGUCACAGACUGGCGACUGGAAAGGAAAAGAGAUGCCUUUUACGCAGGAUUCCACGAUACAAAAGAGUGUUAGUCCAACAGGCUUCGAAGCAUCAUCCUCAGAGGUUCCCUUAUGGCUGCAGACUGAGGUUUCAAGAGCGUAUGAGGUUUCAUCAACUACAACAGCUUCAACAGGGUCUCCUCCAACUCCUCUGGGAAGCUAUGGCAGUCCAUCAGAAGCUCCAGCAACCCUCACUCCAGAGAUGCCUGCGCAACCAUGGACCAUUGCUGCAAAAGGAGAUGGGGCAUCCUCGCCACCGUUCACCAUGUGGCAACAGACUCCUGGCUUGAAAGGUGCUGAGGCUUCGUCUUUCCAAGAGUCCUCAUGGCUGCAGACGGAUGCUGCCAAAGAAUGGGCAGUCUCGCCUACUGCGAUGGCUUCUUCCUUGCCUCCGUUGAGCUAUAGCAUUCUGCCUGGGACGCAGCCAGUGCCAACAACAGGAAUUCCUUUACCGCUGGCUUCUCCUUCCAUAGAGCAAGUGCAGGAUGCGUUGAAGACCCGUCCUCCUCCCUCUGAAGCCCUUACGUUCUGGACGCGACCUGCUUCUUUGAAACGGACCAAAGCGCCUCGCCCAAUGCAGACUAUGGCAGAAAACAUGCCUCUUCCUGCAGCAUCUACGCCACAACAGAGGCCUGCCAUUUUACUAAAGGUGCCCUCCAGAUGUCCGCGGGCAAUGAAGAAAGGCACCUCCAUGACUACACCAUACAUCACAGCUCAGAAGAUAAACCCUUGUGUGAUGGAGCUGUGCAAAUUUUUCCAGCAGUGCCUCUGUGCAAGGGACAGAAGCUACUCAAGAGAUGAAGCUAUGAGGUACUGUAUUGAAAACUAUUCCUGGUUCUUGAAAAAUGCAACAUACAUCUGUGAAAAAGUCAAGAGGGCUGCCCAUUCAAGGACUUUAAAGCAAAAAUGCCUUGCAAGCAUUUGCAGAGCUAUUUAAAGCCCGAAGAGAAGA
Podarcis raffonei (Aeolian wall lizard) is the source of this 2070-nucleotide messenger RNA. RefSeq names its product HERV-H LTR-associating 1 (gene HHLA1). Bases 364 to 2055 code for a protein of 563 amino acids. The record is from RefSeq and is a predicted model, not a curated record. Lineage: Eukaryota; Metazoa; Chordata; Lepidosauria; Squamata; Lacertidae. The transcript has 18 exons.